UCAGCGUGGGAAGGUUCUCAGUGCCUCCUCUGUGAAAACUGCCUGCAAACUGGGAUCCUCUUUCUUUUAAUGUCUGUGUUGUGUUUCCCAGUGUGAUGUGUCUGCAGAGGUGUUUAUUAAAUAAUUUCAUCAUUUCCAGAGGGAACAGGUCUCUCCCCUGUCAGUCAACUUUGGAGCUAAUGAGCAAUGAGUGUCAGGCUUUUGUGGCUCCAAUUGUAAAUGGGAACAAACUCUCUGAGCCUAAAUGCCAUUUGAACAAAUACAGAUGUGUGGUGUAGGUACUGCACCAAUAGCUGAAUAGGGGCAGUUUUAUUUUUGAAAAGAAUAACCUUUCAAAUGUCAUUUGAUAGCAUUUAUUAUGUAAUUGUCAGGACCAAUUUAUUAUGCAUUUAAUUAGUUGUAAUCUAUGACUUAGUCCAAAGGUGAUUCAGUAUAUGUACCUAAAACUUUUCCUUCCUCUUCACCAAACUACUGGAGUAACCUUACUCUUACUGCAUGACUGAAAUAAGGCUUUCUAUGAGUUUUGCUUGUAGAACAAUCUUUCUUUAUAUCCUGCCUCGGCCUUGCCUCCUUUUUUACUGCCGUGCCUUGCUUGAAUCUUCUAACCCCAGUCCUCCUCCUCAGUUUGACUUGAACUUAGAUGCAAAUACCUGCUAAGGGGAGAGUGAAAAAAUAAUUAUUUACAACAUAUACUGUAUAAAUGCCUUUAUCUUAAGUAUAGGAUGAUCAUAUUGCAGACUAAACCGAAGGUGAUGGAAGGGACCCUUAAGUAGAAGAGGCAUGUGUUGAACGCAGAUGAAAAUGUAAUGCUUGGGAACAAAUGUGCUGAUCUCAUAAUUGAAUCUAUUUUCAGCCUUUUCUAAGUUUCUGAUUAAAUAUGUGAUUUUUAAAAAUAUGUCUAUAUUAGAGUUUUUAAUUCUAUUAGGAUAAAAAGAGAGUCUGAUGGGAACACAUCUUCUUAAUUAUUAUGAAAGUGAGAAUGUGAGUCUAAUUGAUGAAAGUUCAAUUAGGAAAUGUGUUCUGUCUUGAUUUAUGCAUAUCUGGCCCUAAAUUAUCAGAAAUUGACAGAAUGGCAGGUUUGAAGGAGCUGAAGCCCCAGUCUGUCUCCUGCAAGAUCUUGCUUCAUCAGACAUCCCCUUUCUCUGGUAUCUUCUGUUUCUUCUAGGGUAUACUCCCCUAAAAAAGUCAAGUGCUGGACCAGCUUUCCCCUUAUACUACUGUCCCAUCUUUCACUUCAUUGCCAAACUUCUGGAAAGAAUAUUCUAGCCUAUCCUCGUCUCCAGUGCAUUCAUUCCUCCAACCCAUUCCAGUAUGGAGCUCAUUACUGGCCAAAUCUAGUGGCUCAUUUCCAUCUCAUUCUGUUUGAUCUCUUCCCCAGCAUUCAACAAUUUUGACCAUCGUCUUCUUGAAAGUCUUGGUUUCUGUAUUCCUGCACCAUCUUGAUUGUUCCUUUCCAGUCUCCACUACCUCUGUCUUUUCCUUAAAUGUAAAUAUGUCUUCACUCUCAUCCCUCUUCUCUUCUCAUCUUAUUAACUUUGCCUUGAUGGUUUCGUUUAGUUUAAAGUCGUCACUGCUAUGUAGAUGACUUCUAAAUCUAACCCUGAUAUUGUCCUUGAGUGAGUCCAAUGAGUCUAACCCUCAAAUUCCUUCCUCUGGGAGUCUGAGAAUCAUGAGCUCAUCUGGCGCAGUGGCUCACGCCUGUAAUCCCAGCACUUUGGGAGGCCGAGGAGGAUGGAUCACUUGAGGUCAGGAGUUCGAGACCAUCCUGGCCAACAUGGUGAAACCCUGUCCUACUAAAAAUAUAAAAAUAUUAGCUGGGUGUAGUGCUGGGCACCUGUAAUCCCAGCUACUCAGGAGUCUGAGGCAGGACAAUCGCUUGAACCCGGGAGGCAGAGGUUGCAGUGAGCUGAGAUCGUGCCAUUGUACUCCAGCCUGGGUGACAAAAGCAAAGCUCCAUCUCAAAAAAAAAAAAAAAAAAAAAAAGUAGAAUCACAAACUUCUUGUUGCCCUGACCUCUUUGCAGUUCAUGAAACCUACCUUUCAUCCUAUAUGUCCUGCAAGUUUGAGGAUCCCCAGUUGUUUAGGUUUGAUAACUUGAAGUCAGCUUUUCAGUUCCCCCCCUGCUAUUCCUCCCAUAGGCACAUCAAUUCUGAAUCCUGUAAGUUCUACUUAGUAGCAACACCCAGCUAUUUCCUCUCUUUUCUACUUAUGCUUCCUACCUUAAUCCAUGCUUCCAAACUGGCUUCCUUUCUUUCAGUUUCUUCCCCUUCCAGCUAAUCCUACACAAUGCUGCCAGUUGUUGUUUGUUUUGUUUUUAAAUAUGAUCAUGUUACUGUAUCAUCCUCUACCCCCCAAAAAACAAACCCCCAGUUACUUUUCAUAGCUUGUGCCCUACACUGCAGCUGCACAGGGCUGCCCUAUGCUCUUCUAGCACACACAGUACUUUCUUGGUUCAGAUUUUGCUGUCCCCUUUACCUGCAGUCCCCUCGUCUCUUGCUUACCCAUCUUCCACACACUUAGCCUUCAACAUCUUAAUCUGUCCUGUGUCCUUUUCCAGGCCAUAUGUGUGUGCCCCCAGUGAGAGUUCAUCUUACCGCUCAAUUGUUAGUCUUUGCAAGUUCCUCUAUCAGAGCACUUAUCUCAGUGUGCCUUAUGGAAUAAUUUUGUCAUAACUACCUCCUACCUCCCCCUACCACUGCCUGAUAAAUUAUGAGCUUAUCAAGGCAGGGAUCAGCCUUUAUUUCUCUCUCUACUGUCAGCACAGUGACAUCUGCAUGGGAGUUUUGUAAUGAUGGCUUUCUUCUUGAACUCGGGUUAGUAGAAAGGAAGGAAAAAUCACUAUAUGGAAACAAAUGAGAUGGAUGUUUCUGAGUAUUACAAAUCUAACACCAAAACCUAGAAAUCUCUGUUGCUGUUAUUGGAGUCAUCCACAGAGGGCUUGAUUUCUCAAGUCUGUGGUACUUGGCCAUAUUUUUCAUACCUGUGCUGAGAAUCCCUGCUUCUUGUUUUAGGAAGUCAAUAAAGUAAGAAACUGCCAAAAAAAAAAAAAAAAAAGUCAACUGAAUUGCUCAUAUGAAGUUUUGGAAGGUGACAUUAUCUUAGGUUUUAAUCACUGAAAGUCAUCCUUAAAAAAAGUUUGCCAGUCACCAAUACAAUGCAAGAUACAGAUUGAAACAGAUCAGCCCUUGACCCUGCUUUUGGAAUAGCAGUCCCUGAUAUUCAAGUCCACAUGUGCAACUGUUUCAUCAGUCAAGUUCAUUUCAUGUCUUGUGUUGGGUGGUGUCAGGAUGCAGUGGGGGCAGUCAAGGAUUUAGUAGUGUGUAGGAUGAGUGAUACCUAGUCCCAUUGAGGGAUGUGACAGUCAAACAGUAGUGAUGUGACAAAUAUGUUUAGCCCCAACAUAAGAUAGUAUACAUUCAUUUGUGCAAGAGAAACGCAAAGGAAAUCCACGGGGGACUCACAGGAAGAAGAGACCACAUCUAACCAAAAUUGGAAAGGCCUACAUGGAAUUGAUAGUUGUUAGUAUAGGGCCUUGAAGAAUGGAUUUAAUUUCCAGUGAAGGACUUCUGAGGUCUGGGGCUUGAGUGAUGAGGGUGGGGCACUGUCCACAGAGUAGGGAAGUCAGAAAAAGAUUUUAUUUGCAGAAACAGGUGGAAGAAAGGGGAAGGGGGAGGAACAAUGAGUUCUGUUUUGGACACAUAGCAUUUCAUGUAUUUUGACAGAAUUGACAGCAAGCCACUGAAGGCCUGCCCCUCAGUAAAGAGUCUAGAGAUAUAGAUUUGGAAUAGUGGUUCUUAAGUCAUUUGAAGUUAUGGGCUCCUUUGAGAAUACGAUGUAAAUUAUAGUUUCUUUUCCCCUCAAACAUGCAGUCAUGUACAAAACCUUACCUAAAAUUUUAGAGGACUUCUGGCCCCUCUGAAGCCCCUUUGUAGGGCCCUGGUAAAGUAAUCCUGGUAUGUAAUAGAGAAGUCCUGAACCAGAAUCUUGGGAGAGGCCAUCUUUUAGGGAGUGAAGAUAGGAAAGGAGCCAGAAAACGGAAUGGUUACAGAGGCGAGGGAAGAGCCUGGAAAGGAUUAACAGGAUGUCAUGGGUGUCAGUGCUGGGAGAGCUGGGGAGAUGGAUCACAAGCUCCCUAGGGACCUGACCCUAACUGACCUGCUUAAAGUCGGGACCUCCUUUUAUUAUCUUUGCAACUCUAGUGCCUAGUCCAGUGCCUGGCAUACGUUUUUGUUUUUUGGGGUUUUUUUUCUUUUUGAGCCUUUAUAAAUCUCAGAAAAUGAUCUCGGGGUGACGGGGACAAACACCAGUUUGCAGGUGUUUAAAGGAAGCAUAGUUGGUUUAAAAAAGAGUGGCAGGCAUGUUGAGGGAAGAAAGUUUUUACCUUAGAAUUUGAAAAAGGAAAAUGAAUAUAUUUGUGGAAAGAAAUCUUGCCUCUUUUCAAGGCAAGAGAGAGAAGGGAUCUUUUCUUGAGCAGGAUCCUGAAGAAGGCAGAGGGGGAUGGGAUCCAGCCCAGUUUGUGGGGCAGUUUGGGAAAGGAGAAGGGACCAUUAUUUCUGUGAGACAGGAGGGGAAGAAAAGUUUCCAAACUGUCACAGUGGGGAAUGUGGGAGUGUGCCAAAAAGGGCUUUCCUAGGAGGUAACAUAAGCCUGAUUGCCUUGAACAAUACAAAGGGCCCCUGCUUGAAAAAGAUCACUUUGUUAAUAUUAUUGGAACUGUUCAGCCAGCUGCAGAUUAUCUUAGUGAUUUUUAUUGGCAUUUGAAGUCAGAAGUGAACUUGCUGUUGCAUCUAUGAAAUGGUGUCUGGAGGCCAAGCAAGCUGGGUCCUGACUCCGGCCAGGUCAUGAAUACACCAUGAGUGGGCUUUUUCAUUUCAGACCACCCCUUUGGCUCUCUCUGGCCUCCUGUCCCAUUAGUAUUUUCACCACUCAGUGUUUUCAAGUCACGACUUAACACUUUGAAUUGAACUUGAGCUGUUCAGCAACAGAGUUCACCCCAAACCAUUAACUUCAUUGUUUCUGUGUUAUGUCAAUCUGGUAAGAUGCGCACUUUUUUUAGUAACAUUUCUAUUUUGGCCAAAAAUAGAAAUUUAUUCAUUUAUUUUCUUUUUAAAAAUCUAUUUGCUUUGCUUUUCAAACACUAGAAAUUGUACUGAAUUCUCAUAAAUUGCAUGAAGCUCAAUACUAGUUCUAGGUAAAUGAUAUAUUUUAAUAAAUGUCAGUGUUUCUGAUAGUAUGGCGAUUUUUUUAAGGCAGAAAUUAAAAUCAUGUAUAACUGAACAGAGCCUGAUAGUGCUACAGAAAGAUAAAGAGUUUGAUUGUUGGGGUGAUAAGUUCAAUGGCAAAGUUGUUCUUUUGUUGAUUUUCUUUAUUGUUUGCUCAUUUUUUACUCAGAUGGGAUAAUCAGAGAUAAUACACAUAUUAGAUGAGAGUUUUUUAAACUGUCAAUCCUAACCUAUUAAUGAGUCAUAAAAUCAAUUCACUAGGUUGCAGCCAGCAUUUUAAAAUAGAAUAGAAUAGAAUAAGAGCAUAACAUAAUAUGGAUAAGUGUGGCUACGUGAAACAUUUCUCUCCGGUGUAUGUGUGUAUUGGGUCAUGGUGUUGAAGUGCAUUGCUUACCGUUAAUCGUGGUCCAAAAAGUUUGAAAAACACCAUUUUAGGUAAUGGUAGAAUAUGUAGAAUAAACUGCACUUUAAGUUAUUGUAGGCGUGAAUAUAGUCACUUAAAUCUGCCUUUAUAGCAGUAGGCGCACAUGGAUUUUCUUGAAUUUUAAGUGAAGGUUUAGAGUUUAUGAAUAAACUUGUGGGAUAUAGACUCACACAAAGGAAGGCUAGGGCUAGAAGAAAUGAAGCCUGAGACCUGGGUGCCAGGCUCAUAGCAGCCACUGAUGGGGAGACCCUGUGAGGGGACACGUUUGCAGAGCCUUUCUGGUGUGUGGUAACAAGCAUGUGCCAUUGGAGUCCAGUGGUCUAUGUCUGAAUCCAGCUCAGUCACUUACCUGCUUGGUGACCUUGGAAGUCACAUAAUGUUUAUGUGCUUCUGUGUUCUCAUCUGUAAUGGAGAUAAUAACAGUCUCUACCCCGUUGGGGUUUUGUGAGGAUUAAAUGUAAAGUGCUUACGACGCUGCCUGGCACGCAGUAAGUACCCAAUAAAUGUCAGUUCUGUUCUUAGUGUGCCGUUUUCCCAGCAGGUGUAGAGAAUAAGGAUGACUACCCAGCACACUUUUGCCCAAGACUAUUAAUAAAGUAAUCGUGAUAACAUGUGGGGCACUUUAAGCUCUUUCAAAGAAAGAUGCUAUAUAUAGAUUAGUAUUCUUAUUAACAAACCAUUGGUUGUACCUUGAGAAAAGACUCUUUGAAAGUCAGAGCAUAAUAUCCAGAAAGCAUGUGACCUAGAAGGGUGAGAUACGGGGGGCAGUGAUAUGUAUGAAAAGAAUUCUUUAGAAAUGGUUUUCCAUGUUUUUCUUUCCAUCUUUUGACCCUGCUCAGGCUUACUGCUUUUAGGGAAACAUGGCUCAUUCAGGUUUUUGUUUUUGCACUUGCCGCUUUCCUUUCACAUUCUGCAUGAAGCUCUUUCGCAUCAAAAUAUUUCUGUUAUUCUGUGAACUGAUUAGCAGUCAUAUAGUUGCGAAAUUUUUGUUUUCGUGUGUGUGGUGGGAGAUAUUUGACCUUCUUAUGUCAGUCAGAAAAGACACAGGUGAGGUAACUUGCUCUUGGUAACUCUAAUUUCAGGAGAGAAGCAGCUGGGUUGCACAGCCUUUGCUGUGGAGACCAGCAGCCUUCUGAGGACUGCUGGUGUAGUACAUUAGAUUGCAUGCAAAGGAUGGAAGCAAGGUCUUCCAGACAGCAGCACCUUUGUGAGCAGGGCUCAUCAGCAUUUGCAGGUGUUUGUUACAGCCGCCUUUGGUUUUCAUAGUCUUUGCUGCUUAUUUCUUUUUGCCUAGCUUUGGUGAACCACAUCAAGCCCUGCCGUGUGGCUUAAACACUACCAUAUCUACCCCAUGUCCUCUCUUGCUCUACUCCAGUUGUGCUUACUUGUAAAAAGAUUUUCAUAAAAGUUAGUAGAGUGCGUUAUGGAGGUAUAUAUCUUUUAUGAUCAUUUGAAUGACAGGUAUAAAUGAUCCUAUGAAUGGAGAAUUAACAUAGGAUUUUUUUGUUAUUGUUGUUUUUGUUUUUUGAGACGGAGUCUUGCUCUGUCACCCAGGCUGGAGUGCAGUGGCAUGAUCUCGGCUCACUGCAACCUUCGCCUCCCCAGUUGAAGCGCUUCUCCUGCCUCAGCCUCCUGAGUAGCUGGGACUACAGGUGCUCACCACCACGCCCGACUAAUUUUUGUAUUUUUAGUAGAGACGGGGUUUCACCAUGUUAAGAUGGUCUCAAUCUCUUGACCUUGUGAUCCGCCCGCCUCAGCCUCCCAAAGUGCUGGGAUUACAGGUGUGAGCCACUGCGUCCAGCCAACAUAGGAUGUUUUAUUUUGUGCCUCAGAAAUGUGGAAAUUUUUAUAAAUUGCUUUGCAAUUUUAAACGAGGCUUAAAUUUAGUGGACCCUUACUUUCUGGGCUGAUUAUGGAAUUAAUAGAUAAAAAGAAACAACUCAUUUUCAGAGGGACACUGAAAUGAAGUACACACACACAUGCUUUUAGCCUAGAUGUGGCCUAAUGACUAAAAGUUAUGUCUUAGUUAUCUGUUUCCUUUUUGGGCAGGACUGUUUUUUCUUGAAUCAACAGUAAACUUGGCAAAUUGACACACUAGUUAUGCUUUUAAGUCUCCUUCCUUCCUGCCUCCUCUAAGACUUGGUCCUCUAUUCUCGUUGAUCUCUCUGUCUCCACCACCUUCUCCCUCUCAGCCUUGAAAUGUGCUUGGUUCUUCUCCCUAUUGCCUGUCCUCUGGAACUGACAUUUCACCUGGUCUCCUGUAGCAUUGUUGUCUAUGGUCAGAAGCGUAGAAUUCCCCGCUCGCAUCCAUUCACUCCAUAACUCAUUGCAAUCAGUCGUCUAGCCCGCUCACUGGAGUGGAAUGAUUCUUCUGAAAAUGACCGAAGACCCUACAAGUUAGAAAACUUGGUAGUCUGUUAGACCAUAUGCCUUUCAACUGCACCAUCGUUUGACUGUCAACUAUCCCACCCCUUCCUUGCAAAGUGGUGCUUUUAAAAUAUUGAGUAGAUACAAGAGGAUAUUUAUAAAAUAUGUAUAAAAUCUAAAGAAUGCUGAUUGAUGGAACUUUCCUUUGUCUCUCCUGAGAUGUAAGCUGGGUAAUUUCUUCAGUUUUAUCUUCUACUUCGGCUGUGCCUGAUCUGAGUUUUUGUUUGCUAAAAUUUCCAUUGUUAUGUUUUUUUAAUUAUAAAAGUUCUAUUUGAUUGUUUUUCAGAUCUGUUUGGCCAUUAUUUAUAAUCUCUUCUUCUGUGCUCAGAUUUCUCAUCCUCUUUUUGACUUCCGAAAGCACAUUAAAUGUAAUUUAUAAUAUGCAUCUGAUGAUUACAAUACCCGAAGUCUUUGUGGACUUUUCUACCACAGGUGUGUGUGUUUGCUGGCUCAUGGCACUUUGUUUCUGAUGUGGGUGUGUCUUGUGAUUAUUGCCUGCAAAUUCCUCUUCCUUGGAAGUUUAUCUGUGGGAAUACUCUGAGCAUAUGACUGAAGGCAAUUUUACCAAGAGAGGAUUUGUGUUUCUUUCUGCCAGGCAUCUUGAAGCAUGACUGGUUUGGGACGCUUAUGAAUUAAAUUCUCAGGUUGGAUGUUUUUGGGACCAUCCAAGUUUUGUGAGUUUCGUCCACAUACUACUUAAGGGCUGACUUGUGACUACAAAUUUCUAGUGGGGGAUGGUGGCAGGGAUUUGUUUCCUCCCUUGCUUAGCACCAAUAAUCUAGACAGGAAGGUUCUCUUGAAGUCCCCAGGUGGUCCUUUCCCAUGCAUCCUUCCCCUGAGUGUAGCACUUGGGAGGUUUCCUCAUUUUGGUUUGGCCAGGUCUUCAGGCCCUAUCUCCUGUGCCCCAAGAGGCCAUGAAAACCAGUUCUGGAAGUGGCCUGAAAGUGAAAGCCAGUGUGUUCCUCUUGCUGUCUGCAUUCCUGUUUGCAGUUAGUUUUUGGCUUCUGAGUAAAAAAGUCUCUGUUAUAUCCAGCAUUUUUAGGUGUUUUCAGCAGAAGUCCCAUUAUGGUAUAAAGACCAUCACAUUUGCAGACACCUCUCCCUCUUUUUUUUGAAACCUAACUUUCCCCAUAGCUUCUGAGAUCUAAGUCCUCUGCCUCUCACUUCUUUUCUGGCUCCUCUGCAUCCUUCUACCAUCUAGACAUGGGUUUUCUACAAAAGUCUGUCCUUGCUCUGAAUUAUGCCCUGGGCAAACUCAUGUCCACGAACAGUGCCUUUCUAAGCAUGGCUUCCAAAUAUAAAGCAUGGCUUUAUAUUUCCCUGUAGCUGUUAUAGAACUUCAAGCAACACCAAAAGAUCUGUUUAAAAUGACUCUCAUAUGCCCCAGAAACCCACUCCUCUGUGUUCCCAGUUACUCUUAAUGAUAUCAUUGUCCUCUUGUUCAUUCAAAUUUGAACAUUCGAAAUCAAGGCCAUCAGAGGUUUUCAUUUCUUCCUUUUCUUGUUUUCUUUUUUUUUUUUUGAGACAGGGUCUUGCUCUGUCACCCAGGGUGGAGUGCAGUGGUGUGAUCACAGCUCACCGCAGCCCGCAGGUGCAUGACUCUACACCUGGCUAAUUUAUUUUUCUUUUCUUUUAGAUGGUGUCUCACUGUGUUGCCCAGGCUGACCUCAAACUCUUGACUUCAAGAAAUCCUACUGCCUCUGCCCCCUAAAGUGCUGGGAUUACAGGCAUGAGCCACCAUACCUGGCCCCUGUUUCGUAGCAUGUACUAAAUCCAGGGGAUUCUGCCUCCCCAGCCUGACUUAAUUCAUAUCUUCAUCUCCUCUCUUCUAAACUGUUGGAACAUUGUUAGGAGGUCUUUCUACCUCCAUUCUGUCUCCUAUCCCUUGCCCGCAAACUUCAACCAGUUCCUCCCUCUCUGUCAGUGUGAAGGCAGACCUCUGUCUCUUUCACAGUGUGGCCCACCUCUCUCCGUUGUUUGUUAUCCGUCUUCACUCAGUGGAGUUGAGUGUAGACUGAGAUGUUCGCCAGUGGCCAUAUAUUCUCUGAGUUUGGCUGCCAUUUGUGCCUUUUUGUUGUCGUCUUGUCCAGAGUUGUCUUAUCCUUCCAGGGUAGUUCAGAUACCAACAACGUCCCUCCAAGCCCCAUCUGUCAAGAAGUUAUCUGGGCAUUCUCUGGGCCUCAUAGUACUUUCUCUCUCCCACCUGUGGCACUUGCUGCUAUCCUCUCUAUAUGCCCUCCUCAUCUCUCUCCUUUGGAUGACUUCCAACUCCUUAAAAACAGAGGCUGUGUCUUCCUUGCCUUUUUCUCCACUUCAUACCUUGUUCAUAGUAGAGCCUCAGUAAAUGUUUAUCGAGUGAAUAUACUAAUGUAAACAGAGCGAAUUAAUCGGAAUCAGUAGCAACCAAGACAUCAAUGAGAAUAUUCUGCUUUUUAGAAAUAGCAUUUAUUCAAUAAAUAUUUACUUUUUAAUUUAAGUUGUAAAUAGGUAAUAUAUGUUCAUGAUUGACAAUUCAGGAACUGUAAAAGGGUAUACAGGAAAAAAUCUCCCUCCCGGCACACUUCAGCUACCUCAUUGCCCUCCUCAUAGACAACCCAGGUUUCAGUUUAUUGUGUCUCCACCCAGUGAUAGUUUAGGCCUAUACACUUAACUGAUUCACAUGCCUUCCCCCUUAACCCUAAUGGUAGAGAGCUAUAUACACUGUCAUGUACCUAUUUCCAUCCACCAAUAGACAUUGCCCAGUGAAUGUGCUUCUCCACCCUAUGAUCUUCAUUCCAUGUACUACCUUAAUUCCUCAUUGCCAUAUAUGGUAACGUAACACAGGUUUGAGGGAUUAGGACAUGGACAUCUUUGGGAAGACAUUCUUCUUCUUAUUUUUUUAAACAGAGUCUUGCUCUGUUGCCCAGGCUGGAGUGCAGUGGCACAAUCUCAGCUCACUGCAACCUCCGCCUCCCGGGUUCAAGCGAUUUUCGUGCCUCAGCCUCCCAAGUAGCUGAGAUUAUAGCGUGGGCCACCACACCCGGCUAAUUUUUAUAUUUUUAGUAGAGAUGGGGUUUCGCCAUGUUGGCCAGGCUGAUCUUGAACCCCUGACCUCAGAGGUGAUCUGCCCUCCUCAGCCUCCCAACAUGCUGGGAUUACAGGCAUGAGGCCCAGCCCUGGCUGGGAGGUCUUUAUUCUGCUUACCAUAGCAACCCAGUAUGUUUUCUGAUCUUUUAAUCUUUUUCAAUCUAAUAGGUGAAAAUGUAGCUUCCAGUUUUAUUUUGCAUUUAUCUUGUAUGAGUAAAAUUGAAUAUCUUUAGGUUUGAGCUAUUUGUAUUUGCAUUUCUCCAUUCUCUGUAUCUUCUACCUAUUUUUUGUUUGGAUGUUUGGUCUUUUUCUUGUUAGUUGUACGUACUUUUUGUGUAAUAGCUAUAGUGAUGUUUAAUAUGAGUGACUAAUAUUUUUCCUGUAUGUUUUUUGACUUUAUGAUGGAUUUUGCUAUGGAGACUUGUUUUCUAUUUAUUUGGUAGCAUUUGAGAGUCUGUGUUGAGGGGCUCUAAAACCACCCCCACGUGUGGUGAUUCGAUAACAGGACUCACUGGACUCAUAUUGUACUCACAGGUAUGGCUUAUUACAGCACAAGGAUACAAAACAAAACCAGCAAAGAGAAAAGGCACAUAGGUUGAAAUUCGGGGGAAACCAGGCACAGGCUUCCAGAGUUCUUGUCCAGUGGAAUCAAACAGGAUGCACUUAAUUCCUCCAGCAAUGAGUUGUGCAGCACAUAUGAGAUGUUGCCCACCUGGGAAGUUCAUUGGAGACUUUGUGUCCACAGUGUUUAUUGGGGCUGGCCAUGUAAGCACCCACUGCCUAGCACAAGCAAAAUUCCAGGCUUCCAGAAGAAAAGCAGGAGUUCAGUGUAAACCACAUUGUUUAUACAAACAGUUUGGGCACAGUGAACCAAUCUUACCAGUGAGGGAAUGGUGAGAACUCUGCUGAAAUCCAGAUUACCAAGUGUCUGGCAAGGGCCAACCAUGUAUGCAGGCCUUUCUAAGGAGGGCAGCCUCAGGCCUGCCAUGUUAAUUCUUCUGCACACUUUUCUUUUAUAGCUUCUGAGCUUUCUAUCCCAAUUAGGAAGAUCUUCCCUACUCAGACUUCUAAGGAAUUAUCUCAGCCAGGCGUGGUGAGUCACGCCUUGCAAUCCCAGCACUUUGGGAAGUCGAGGCAGGCAGAUCACCUGAGGUCAGGGAUUCGAGACCAGCCUGGCCAACAUGGUGAAACCCUGUCUCUACUAAAAAUACAAAAAUUAGCUGGGUGUGGUGGCACAUGCCUAUAAUUCCAGCUACUCACGAGGCUGAGGCACGAGAAUUGCUUGAACCUGGGAGGCAGAAUUUGUAGUGAGCCGAGAUUGCUCCACUGCACUCCAGCCGGGGCGACAGAAUGAGUGAGACUCCAUCUCCAAAAAAAAAAAAAAAAAAAAAAAAACAAAUAAAAUAAAUUAUCUCAUAUUCCUCUAGUAAUUUGGUUUCUUCCUUAAGAUUUAAGUAUUUCAUCUAUUUGGAAUUUAUUUGGAGUUAAAGUAUAAGAUAUGAAUCCAACUCUUUCUUCCCCUCUUGUUGCAAUAUCAUUUGUUGACUAGUUUGCUGAUUUGAAGUACUGUCCUUAUCUCACACUAAAUUCCUCUGCAUGUUUGAUUUUAUUUCUAAGAGGUUCUCGUUGCAUUAAUUAUUCUAUUCAUGCACCAGGUGUGCUCUUUUAACUAUUGAAGCUGUAUAAGAUGUUGCACUGUAUGGUAGAACGAGCCUCCCCUUGUUCCUCUUCUUUUUCUUUUCCUUUCUAUUGUUGCUUAAGCAAUUACAGAAUGCUACAUUAUGGCUGUGCUCAGGGAUCUAGAGCUGAUACCCACUUCCUGUUCCCAAGGAGUGCUGUUUUCCUGGGUAAUGCAAACAAACAGAUGCAUAUGAUACAGUGGUGCACAGGAUGUCACAGGAGCACAAAGGAGGGCUUCCUAGAGGAUUCAGAUUCUGCAAGAUGAGUAGGAGCAUUUGUCAGGCAGAAAUUGACAUGUCAUACUGAAGGAACAGUCUGUGGGCAUGCAAAGAGGCCGCACAGAUGCAGGCUGAACUCACAUGCAGUUUGGUGUCCGGGAGCACAGCGUGCAUGUGGGGGUACCAACAGGAGAUAGUGCUGGGGGCAGAGGAGGCUGGGUCAAAGAUUGCAGAGCCUAACAUUCCCCACUCAGAAUGUCUGCUUUUUAUCUGAAGGUGAAGGGAGCCAUUUAAUGGUUUUAAGCAGGAACGUGGCAUGAUUAAAUUUCCAUUUCAAAAAGAUUGCUGGGCUGCAGUGUGUGCAGAGUAGGUGGAGGGGACGGGAGUGGAGGAGAGAGGAAGACCAUUUCUGGGGAUUUUUGCUAGUCACCCCAGUCCUUGAUGAUGAGGGCUUGAAGUGGGGCAAUGGACAGGGACUCCAGAUGAUGCUUUUGAGAAAGAUUCAGAUGGUAAAAUCAGUAGAAUUUGGUGGUUGACUGAAUGUAGUUAUGAGGGAGGAUGGGAUGAUAGGGAAGAAUCCACCCUGGAUAACCAGACCGAUGGUGGGGCCAGUGGUUGAGAUGGGGAACAUAGGAGGGGAGUGAGGAAGAGGUGGCAAGUUCCAUUUUGGUUAUGUUGAGUUGAGAGUGUCUGUGAGACAGCCAGGCAGAGAUACCUAGGAGACAGAUGACCACAUAGAUCCAGAGCUCUGGCCUGGGGAGAGCUUUAUUUGGUACUCCUGGAUCACAUCCACAUCACAUCACUAGCAUUUUCAUAGAUGUGGCCAAAAUUGCCAGGAGAGAGAACUACAGUGAGAAGAGGGACAAUGUAUGAACCCUCAGAAAUCUCAGCCUUAAAUGAUUAUGAUAGUGGACAAGUUGUAAAGAAUAUUCUUUUUUCCAAAAUAGUUUCAAAUGACAUUUCAAAUGUACAUUUGUGGUCCUUUCGUGAACAAAUAAAUAGGUACGUUUAUAUAUGAAGACAAUGAUGACACAGGAAUAUCAAGCCAUUUCCCCCAGAGGUACUGAUUUAGUCAGUAGUAGAAAUAGGAUUAGGAGAACUGUUUAUGCAAACAGAAGUAUAAUUGGUAAUCUAUGUGCUAGCUGCUUUUGACCUGUUAUCUUUUGUCAGGUUUUUGGAAUAACUGCGUCAAAACUGAUAUAAAUGAACUUACUGUGUCAAGUCGUGUGAAAUAUACAGAAAGCAUUAUCUAGCAUUAGGGCAUUAGAAUUAUAAACUUUACCACAUAUCAGUACGUCCUAUGGUUCUUUAAAAUUUUAGGCUUUCCCCUCCAAUUUUAAUGAAAGCAUUUUUUUCUUACAUGAUCAAGUCUUGUUUCUAAAGUUUAAAAGAUGAAAAUGAGGUAAUUUUACAUUACUGUACCCUUAAAUGGUAGAUGGAAGCUUUUUAAAAAGAUGAGUGUCUUUAAUUUCAGAAAUCAAAUUCAAAAAAAAAAAAAGCUAGCUUCAAUUCCUGUUCAAACGUUGCAAAAUUUAAUCCAGAAAGAAGCAGUUGGGCCAGAUGCCGUGGCUCACGCCUGUAAGCCAAGCACUUUGAAAGGCCAAGGUGGGUAGAUUGCCUGAGCUCAGGAGUUCAAGGCCAGCCUGGGCAACAUGGUGAAACCCUGUGUCUACUAAAAUACAAAAAAAAAUUAGCUGGGCGUGGUGAUGUGUGCCUGUAGUCCCAGCUACUCUGGAGGCUGAGGCACGAGAAUUGCUUGAACCCAGGAGGCGGAGGUUGCAGUGAGCCAAGAUGGCACCACUGCACUCCAGCGUGGGCGAUAGAGCCAGGACUCUGUCUCAAAAACAAAAAGAAGCAGUUAGUAAGUGGUUCCCUGAAGUUUUAAGUUUAGGUAUUUGGAGACAUAGGUCAUUAAGAGUCAUCUUCCUGAAAAAUCACAUUCAUCAGUUGUGCCAUUGGGUGCUGUUAACAUCAUUUGAAAACACUUUUAAAUGUUCAUAGUUUAUCAAUUUAUUCCCCUGAUUAUGAGCUGGAGAGAGCCUAUGACAGUGACAGACAGCUGUCCGUCCUCAAAGGAAACUCAAGAAUUAACAUUUAUAGAUUCUGUUUAAAUAAACAAAAAAUCCAAUCUAGAUGUUUUAAGGAAAUCAGUGCAUCUUUAUAUAGGUGCCAUUUAAAAAUAAUGGCUAAUUAAGUGAAAGCUAAAAUCUGUUGUCAUUUCAGAGACUUUACCCCCACAAGUUACAAUGAUAAAUGUAGCUAAAUUAAAAUGACAAGUUAUAUUCCCUAUGUCAGAGCUGUUUUUAUCCCUGGUGUGAAAUCAGAGAGUUUCAUCUCAAGUUUGUCCUUUAACAUUUUUCAAAUGUUACAUUGUGCUAUUUUUAAUCCGGAAACAAUGCACAUGAUUGCUUUAAAAAAAAAAAGUCUCCAUGUACAGUAUCUCUUGACUAGUACGGAUCUAGUGAAUUGUGAAUUGAUGAAAUGCCCAAAUACUAAUAUAGAGCAAAAUUAAGGAAGACAUGACUUGCUCACUUGAGGAAGGUGAGGGUGGCCAUUUGAGAGUAUCUUCUGUCAGUUUCCUGAUUUUGAUAUUGUGCUAAAAGUUAUACAAGAUGUUAACACCUGGAGAGGCUGGCUGAAGAUUUACUUCUUGUGAAUCUAUAAUUAUUUCAAAAUAAUCUAAAACAAACUAAAGUAGCUCCCCAACAGCUUGACCACACAGAAUCCUUAGGCUACAUUCCUGAGAGUUCUGGUACAUCCCACAUGGCCCUUCUAGGACCAAGGAGGUAGAAAGUCACCCCCUAGAGAUUCUGAUUCAGUAGGGGUGAGGCAGGGCACAGGGCAUGGUUUAGCCUCUGGAAAAAGCAGCCCACUUCACCCCCAAUUCUGAGGCAGAGCCGUAGAUAAGGACCACACCCUAGAAGAAAGCCACGUAGGACUUGCUGAAGCAUCUACUGAAAGGUGAUGCUCAGCAAAACAUCUUCUCUGUCCUAAGACUUUGCUCAAUUGGGACUGAAUCGUUCUUGAAUUUUCCAUAGUCGAUGAAAUCAGUACUUGGACGUGUUCAUUGAGUAAGCUUUAUCAUUACCCAUUUAGCAAACAAGACGCGCUUGAUGGUUAUAGUGGAAAAUACUUGAGAGCCAGCUCUCUCCAUGUGAUUUAGAGUUCCCAAAUUAAGGGUCAAAAUUGACCCAAGGUUAUAUUUAAGAAUAAUAGUUGAAAGUGUCAACACAUUAAUAAAGUGUUAAAGAAUACAUUGUCUGGAAGAGAAAGUAAAUGACAGCUAAAAACCUCAAGACGUAUAACCUAUUCACUUCAGGUUUUAACAAUUUUGAAAUAGGAGCUUUAAUUAGGCUUGUAACAAGUUACCACUUGUAGGGGAUUUUAUGCUUUUUGAUAAUGAGGUACAGAUGAAUGUGUUUUGUUAUUGCUUUAUUUUUGUUUUUGUAAUAAUCCAACUUUAUGUUACUCUGAGAGCCUAUAUUCUCUUAAUCUUUAAGAAAAAAAGAAAAUAUAUCUGAAAAGUAGGUCCUCGUACUUUCAAGUUCAGAAAAUGGUGGUAUUGGCUCUUUCAGACUGCUCACUUCAAUUGAGCCAAGUAGCUUAUGGAAAACUUAGUUUUUAAAUAAAAACACCACAUAAACACUACCUAGUAAUGCUUUUUGAAAAAUGUUUUUCUGUGUUUGUAAGCUAAUUUAUUUGAAUGGUGAAAAUAUUGGUUUAAGCACCCAGUCUUUUCUACCCUAAGCUCCAAUUUAAUAUUAGAUGUGUUGCUAUGUGCUUCACGAGGAGAAAUAUUUGGCUGUUGUGCGAUUCAUAAUUCUUCCUGAAAUAUCUGGGGUCCAAGCCUGGCUCUUAGCAUCAAGAGUAAACUGGGAGUUGUUUUUGUCACCAAUUCUAAUAGACAUGUUUCGGGUUAAAGGAUACCAGUUAGUUGACUCAUUCUGGAUAUUAGUCAGAAUGUGAAGUAUCAUCAUAGAAGUGAUCUCAUCAGAGAGUCCAUCUGAUGUGUGGUUACCAUGGGGACAUUGUCUCAGUCUCAUACUAAUGACAAAAAAAAAUUGAUGUUGCUUCUGUUCAGGUUCUUUUAUAAAACAUAUUAAGGAAGUUAGGUAGAUAAUUUUUGUUUAGGCCAUAUAGCUUUGAUUUUCUGAUAACAAUUUUAUAAACUUAGAAAUUUUCAUGUAAGAUACAGGAAUACUGGAAGCAAAAAAAAGAAGGUGCUUUAACCUUAGGGAUUGAAAAAAUAGUAAUUUAGGUUGAAAAUGCUGCUUGAAAGUUAAUGCUGAUAGCAUUACUACACAUGAUGAUUUUUUCUGGAAGGAAAGCUUUAUCUGGGCCUUCAAUUUAGGAAUUUUUCUCUUUGGUUUUUAAAAGCUGCCAUAUUCACUUGAGCUUCAUGGGAAAGAUGCAAAUAACUAAAACAAAUGAACAAAAACCAUGUUGAGGUCAGGAACUUAUUUCAAGAAAGCAAGUUCUAGGUUUUCUUUUAAAGUGACAGUAGAGCCUUAGGCCUCAAACCAUCUACAACCAUGUUAACAGUACAUCACUCAAAUCAUUCAACAUUCCUGAAUGUUUACCUGUGCCAAGUACUGACCAGCGCAGUAUCAGAUGUUCACAGUAAUGAUAUAUUGCCAAGAGAAUGCUUAGGCAUGUCCCAUAUAUUCUGUUUAUGGAUAAAGGAGUGCACCAAACAUUUUAGUGCUAUUUUCGCCCAAAGUCCCUCUGUCUUUAAUUUAAACUUAACAGAAAUCACUUAUUUUUCCCAGUGGUACUGAAUAAUUAUGCAUUGCUGUGGAUUCAGUGUCAGGUUAAAGCCUCAGUGCAUCGCUUAGCUAGGUCAGCAUCAUUACCAGUGUGUGCUUAUCAUGCCAGCCAUCCAGAAUAAACAGCACUUGGGCCUAGCGCUGCCAGAGUUGAGACCUGCAGAGUGUGCUGCAUGCCUGGGAAAGUUUGAGAAGACAUUGUGGAGAGCAUGUUCUUGGGCAGUUUUCACCUUAAACCUCUUGCCAUUCACAUGCAGAAAACUGUUGCUGCUGAAAGAUGCUUUUCCAGAAAUACACUGUGUUGUAGGGGAGGGAACACUGGUGUUCAAAGUGAUUAGUCUGAUGACAGAGGAAAAUGGUUGGGGAGGGAGCUACAUAGAGGAAAAGUGCCCAGACGCAGCGCCUCCAGAGAAGAUGGUUGUACAGGGGCUGUGUGGGCCUUCAUGUCUUCAUUCGGUCAGCGAGCCUGUGUUCUGCCUCCCUCUGACCAGGCGCCAUUGUAGUUACUGGGGAUAAAGGAUGGGAAUGAAGCAAGUGUGUACUUUCAUGGAGCCCAUGUCCUAGGGGAGGGGAUAGUACAUAUGUACAGUGAACAAGUACAUAUGUAAUAUGUCAAAUGGUCAUAAGUGAUAGGGAAAAUCAGAUGGGAAUAGGGAGUGCUGUUGUGAGGGUAACAUGUUUUUUUGUAGGGUGUCGGAGAAGGUCUUACUGAUUAAGAUUAUUGGAUCAGAGAUGUGAGAGAAGACAAGAAGCCAUGAGGUAAACGAAUUCCAGGCAGAUGGAAUAGUAGCCGCAAAGGCCCUGAGAGUGGCAUGUGCUUGGUGCCUUUAGGGAGUGGCACAGGAGGCAGGUGUGACUUACGUGGAGCGAGUGAGUCUGAGAGCAGAGAUGUGGCGGGGGAGAUGGCCAGAUGGCAGACAGCUGCAUAAGCCAUUGGAAGGACUUCCACCUUUACUCCUCGCAAAGUGGAAAGCUACGGGAGGAUUUGGGGCAAGGAAAGGACUUGAUCUGACCUAUGACACUGUCACUCUGACUUGAGAAGUACAAAGAUGAAAGCAGGGGAGCAGUUAGGUUUUUAUAAUCAACCAAGUAAGAGAUGAUGGUGGCUUGGACCUGGGUGGUAGCCACGUGGUGACAAAGAUGAAUCCAAGGUUUUCAGCUCAAUCAGCUGGAAGUCAUGUACUGAAAUGGGGAGACUGUGGGAAGAGCAGGACUGGGUAGGGGGAGCCAAGAGUGUUUGGCUUUGGUUGUGUUAACUUGAGAGUUCUUCAGAUGCCUCUUAGGCAGUCUGGUGGGGUGGUAGAGUGGACACUUGGAUAGCCAAGUCUGGAAUUCAGAGGGGAUGCUGGAGAAUGAUAGGUCCUUACUAGUCACUAGAGUAUGGAUGGUAUUUGAAGCUAUCAAAUGUAUCAACAGCACGUUGAGGGUGAGUAUAUAUAGAGAAGAGGUGAGAGGUCUGAGUCCUGCCAUUUCACAGAAACCAGGGCAUUGAUUCAGAAUUCACAGAGAACAGUUAGCUCAGAGUUUUCUUAAUAUCCUAUCUUUUUAAAAAAUAAACAUGUCAUUGUUCCCUUUUGAGACAGUUGCACCGUUUAACAAUAAUUCCUGAAUUUUAUUUUUCUUCCUUUCCUUCUUUCUUUUUAGUGGCUUGUACCUGAUCAAUUGCUAAUACUGUUUAAAAUUGAUAGGCACUUUUUGGUCUGGUAAUCUGAUUUUUUUGUGGAACAUCAUUAAAAGAACAAUUGAGAGAUUUAUAGCCAUAGAAAAUUGAGGCUUCUAUUACUCAAGAUAGAAGUUAGCCCAUUAUUUGCAUUUUUAAAUGAAGAAAAGUUUAACGUGGAUGGAUGGACAGUUUACAAUCCAGUGGAAGAAUACAGGAGGCAGGGCUUGCCCAAUCACCAUUGGAGAAUAACUUUUAUUAAUAAGUGCUAUGAGCUCUGUGACACUUACCCUGCUCUUUUGGUGGUUCCGUAUCGUGCCUCAGAUGAUGACCUCCGGAGAGUUGCAACUUUUAGGUCCCGAAAUCGAAUUCCAGUGCUGUCAUGGAUUCAUCCAGAAAAUAAGACGGUCAUUGUGCGUUGCAGUCAGCCUCUUGUCGGUAUGAGUGGGAAACGAAAUAAAGAUGAUGAGAAAUAUCUCGAUGUUAUCAGGGAGACUAAUAAACAAAUUUCUAAACUCACCAUUUAUGAUGCAAGACCCAGCGUAAAUGCAGUGGCCAACAAGGCAACAGGAGGAGGAUAUGAAAGUGAUGAUGCAUAUCAUAACGCCGAACUUUUCUUCUUAGACAUUCAUAAUAUUCAUGUUAUGCGGGAAUCUUUAAAAAAAGUGAAGGACAUUGUUUAUCCUAAUGUAGAAGAAUCUCAUUGGUUGUCCAGUUUGGAGUCUACUCAUUGGUUAGAACAUAUCAAGCUCGUUUUGACAGGAGCCAUUCAAGUAGCAGACAAAGUUUCUUCAGGGAAGAGUUCAGUGCUUGUGCAUUGCAGUGACGGAUGGGACAGGACUGCUCAGCUGACAUCCUUGGCCAUGCUGAUGUUGGAUAGCUUCUAUAGGAGCAUUGAAGGGUUCGAAAUACUGGUACAAAAAGAAUGGAUAAGUUUUGGACAUAAAUUUGCAUCUCGAAUAGGUCAUGGUGAUAAAAACCACACCGAUGCUGACCGUUCUCCUAUUUUUCUCCAGUUUAUUGAUUGUGUGUGGCAAAUGUCAAAACAGUUCCCUACAGCUUUUGAAUUCAAUGAACAAUUUUUGAUUAUAAUUUUGGAUCAUCUGUAUAGUUGCCGAUUUGGUACUUUCUUAUUCAACUGUGAAUCUGCUCGAGAAAGACAGAAGGUUACAGAAAGGACUGUUUCUUUAUGGUCACUGAUAAACAGUAAUAAAGAAAAAUUCAAAAACCCCUUCUAUACUAAAGAAAUCAAUCGAGUUUUAUAUCCAGUUGCCAGUAUGCGUCACUUGGAACUCUGGGUGAAUUACUACAUUAGAUGGAACCCCAGGAUCAAGCAACAACAGCCGAAUCCAGUGGAGCAGCGUUACAUGGAGCUCUUAGCCUUACGCGACGAAUACAUAAAGCGGCUUGAGGAACUGCAGCUCGCCAACUCUGCCAAGCUUUCUGAUCCCCCAACUUCACCUUCCAGUCCUUCGCAAAUGAUGCCCCAUGUGCAAACUCACUUCUGAGGGGGGACCCUGGCACCGCAUUAGAGCUCGAAAUAAAGGCGAUAGCUGACUUUCAUUUGGGGCAUUUGUAAAAAGUAGAUUAAAAUAUUUGCCUCCAUGUAGAACUUGAACUAACAUAAUCUUAAACUCUUGAAUAUGUGCCUUCUAGAAUACAUAUUACAAGAAAACUACAGGGUCCACACGGCAAUCAGAAGAAAGGAGCUGAGAUGAGGUUUUGGAAAACCCUGACACCUUUAAAAAGCAGUUUUUGAAAGACAAAAUUUAGAUUUAAUUUACGUCUUGAGAAAUACUAUAUAUACAAUAUAUAUUUUGUGGGCUUAAUUGAAACAACAUUAUUUUAAAAUCAAAGGGGAUAUAUGUUUGUGGAAUGGAUUUUCCUGAAGCUGCUUAACAGUUGCUUUGGAUUCUCUAAGAUGAAUCCAAAUGUGAAAGAUGCAUGUUACUGCCAAAACCAAAUUGAGCUCAGCUUCCUAGGCAUUACCCAAAAGCAAGGUGUUUAAGUAAUUGCCAGCUUUUAUACCAUCAUGAGUGGUGACUUAAGGAGAAAUAGCUGUAUAGAUGAGUUUUUCAUUAUUUGGAAAUUUAGGGGUAGAAAAUGUUUUCCCCUAAUUUUCCAGAGAAGCCUAUUUUUAUAUUUUUAAAAAACUGACAGGGCCCAGUUAAAUAUGAUUUGCAUUUUUUAAAUUUGCCAGUUUUAUUUUCUAAAUUCUUUCAUGAGCUUGCCUAAAAUUCGGAAUGGUUUUCGGGUUGUGGCAAACCCCAAAGAGAGCACUGUCCAAGGAUGUCGGGAGCAUCCUGCUGCUUAGGGGAAUGUUUUCGCAAAUGUUGCUCUAGUCAGUCCAGCUCAUCUGCCAAAAUGUAGGGCUACCGUCUUGGAUGCAUGAGCUAUUGCUAGAGCAUCAUCCUUAGAAAUCAGUGCCCCAGAUGUACAUGUGUUGAGCGUAUUCUUGAAAGUAUUGUGUUUAUGCAUUUCAAUUUCAAUGGUGUUGGCUUCCCCUCCCCACCCCACGCGUGCAUAAAAACUGGUUCUACAAAUUUUUACUUGAAGUACCAGGCCGUUUGCUUUUUCAGGUUGUUUUGUUUUAUAGUAUUAAGUGAAAUUUUAAAUGCACAGUUCUAUUUGCUAUCUGAACUAAUUCAUUUAUUAAGUAUAUUUGUAAAAGCUAAGGCUCGAGUUAAAACAAUGAAGUGUUUUACAAUGAUUUGUAAAGGACUAUUUAUAACUAAUAUGGUUUUGUUUUCAAUGAAUUAAGAAAGAUUAAAUAUAUCUUUGUAAAUUAUUUUAUGUCAUAGUUUAAUUGGUCUACCAAGUAAGACAUCUCAAAUACAGUAGUAUAAUGUAUGAAUUUUGUAAGUAUAAGAAAUUUUAUUAGACAUUCUCUUACUUUUUGUAAAUGCUGUAAAUAUUUCAUAAAUUAACAAAGUGUCACUCCAUAAAAAGAAAGCUAAUACUAAUAGCCUAAAAGAUUUUGUGAAAUUUCAUGAAAACUUUUUAAUGGCAAUAAUGACUAAAGACCUGCUGUAAUAAAUGUAUUAACUGAAACCUAA
Homo sapiens (human) is the source of this 22519-nucleotide messenger RNA. It is a transcript of the gene MTM1, whose product is annotated as myotubularin 1. Gene Ontology annotation, molecular function: phosphatidylinositol-3-phosphate phosphatase activity; phosphatidylinositol-3,5-bisphosphate 3-phosphatase activity. The record is from RefSeq and is a predicted model, not a curated record. Gene Ontology annotation, cellular component: ruffle; plasma membrane; cytoplasm. NCBI's taxonomy places the organism in Eukaryota, Metazoa, Chordata, Mammalia, Primates, Hominidae. The coding region runs from base 19904 to 20971 and encodes 355 amino acids. The transcript is spliced from 10 exons. Gene Ontology annotation, biological process: phosphatidylinositol dephosphorylation; phosphatidylinositol biosynthetic process; mitochondrion distribution.